Messenger RNA from Argentina anserina (silverweed cinquefoil), 2370 nucleotides. Its product is annotated as probable galactinol--sucrose galactosyltransferase 2. The record is from RefSeq and is a predicted model, not a curated record. Bases 1 to 2370 code for a protein of 789 amino acids. Lineage: Eukaryota; Viridiplantae; Streptophyta; Magnoliopsida; Rosales; Rosaceae. The transcript has 14 exons.
AUGACACCAAGCUCGAAGCUCCAACAUACUGAUCAAAAGCCCUUCGGUUUCGAACUUGAUCAGCAAUCUAUCAGUGUUCAAAGAAAUGCAAAGACGGCUAUGACAAGUAGCAGCGAUGGUUGCUUCAUGGUCCGUGACAAUGUCCUACUGACACGUGUGCCGGCCAACAUCAGCGUUACUCCAGCCACUGGUGAAUCAGCUUUCAUCGGAGCCACCUCUGAAAUUCCCAGCUCUCGCCAUGUCUUCUCUCUCGGAGUUCUUGAGGGAUACAAGUUUAUGUGCCUGUUCAGAUUCAAAAUCUGGUGGAUGAUACCGGGUUUUGGGAAUUCCGGAUGUGAUGUUCCGGCAGAGACACAAAUGCUUCUCUUGGAAGCAAGAGAUAAGUCUAGUAGUAAUAGUAGUACUCCCGACCAAUAUCGAUUUUCAUCCGAGUCUGAGGAGCCAGAAAAUGCUGAGAGCAACAGCACUUUCUACAUUCUAUUAUUGCCAGUCUUGGAUGGAGCAUUCAGGGCAACUUUGCAAGGCAACACUGUCAAUGAGCUUGAGUUUUGCGUUGAAAGUGGGGAUCCUGAUGUUCAAACCUCAACAGUAACUGAAGCAGUAUUUGUGAAUUCAGGAGAUGACCCAUAUAAGCUCAUUAGGGACUCUAUCAAGAUUCUAGCAAAGCACAAAGGUACAUUCAACUAUUUAGAAGACAAGAAGGUACCAGCACAUGUAGACUGGUUUGGAUGGAACACAUGGGAUGCAUUUUAUAACGACGUUGAUCCCGAAGGAAUCGUGCUGGGACUCAAAAGUCUUUCUGGAGGAGGAUGCCCUCCGAAAUGUUUGUACAUCGAUGAAGGAUGGCAGACUAAAGUAGUUGAAAAUGAAUUUGAACUAACAGAAAAGGCAAAGUUUGUGGCCAGGUUGGUAAGCUUAGAAGAAAACGAUAGAUUCAAAGGCUACCCCUCGGGAAAGUCAUCAUUUCCUAAUCUCCACGAGUUUGUGAAAACCAUCAAAGAGGAACAUGGACUGAAAUUAGUAUAUGCAUGGCACGCUUUACUUGGUUCGUGGGGAGGGCUACUUCCAACAUCUGAAGCGCUGAGGAAAUACAAUCCCCAAAUUAAAUCCGUAGUUCAGUCUCCUGGUAACAAAACAAACAUCAUAUGUGAAACCCUCGAUCCAAUGGAGAAGCAUGGGAUCGGAAUGAUUGACCCUUCGAUGGUUUAUAAAUUUUACAAUGAUCUCCAUACCUACCUUGCAAGUUGUAAUAUAGACGGAGUGAAGGUGGAUAUUCAGAAUCAAGUGGAACUCCUUUCUUCUGGUUAUGGAGGCCGUGUUGCAUUGAUGAGACAUUUCCAAGAAGCCCUCGAAGAAUCUGUCAUGAGAAAUUUUGGCAGCAAUAACCUUAUUUGUUCCAUGAGUCUUAGCAAUGACUACAUUUACAGCUCAAAGAAGAGCGCAGCUUCAAGAGUGUCGGAGGAUUUCAUGCCACGAGAAAAAACAUUUCAAACUUUACAUGUUGCUGCAGUAGCUUUUAACAGUCUUCUUAUGGGAGAGAUUGUUGUACCAGAUUGGGACAUGUUUUUUAGCGACCACUUCACCCGGGAGUUUCAUGCUGCAGCAAGAGCAUUGGGUGGAUGUCCGAUAUAUGUAAGUGACAAGCCUGGCAGCCAUAAUUUUGAUGUCCUCAAAAGGCUUGUACUGCCUGAUGGCUCUAUUCUAAGAGCUAGAUUCGCAGGCCGCCCUACUAGGGAUUGCUUAUUCAGUGACCCCGUGGUCGAUGGAAAAAGUCUGCUAAAGAUUUGGAAUUUAAACAAGUUAUCUGGAGUUGUUGGUGUUUUCAAUUGCCAAAGAGCCGGGAAGUGGCCACCAAUUGCAGGUGCUGAAUAUGUGCCCCCCUUGGAAUCUGCAUUGCCUCUUAGAGGCCUGGUCUGCCCCAAAGAUAUUAAUAUGCUUGAAGAUAUUGCAAAUGAGAGCUGGCAAGGAGAAUGUGCAGUAUAUGCAUUCCGUUCAGGUAUUGUUUCUGUACUGCCAAAGAAAGACCAUUUUGAAGUAUCAUUAAAUGUGUUAGAAUGUGAAGUUUUCACCAUAUCUCCUACUUGGGUUUUUGGUGAAAACAUUCAAUUUGCCCCAAUAGGGUUGCUUGAUAUGUACAAUUCAGGAGGAGCACUUGAAUCUCUAGAUGUCAGUAUCAAUGACAUGCCCAACUUUGUUGUAAAGGUUCAAGUCAGAGGAUGUGGUCGAUUUGGAGCCUAUUCUAACAAAGAACCAAGGUCUUGUCUGGUGGACAACAAAAAGGAGUUUAUAAUCUACAAUUCUAAUAAUGGUUUGUUGGUACUUGAACUUCAAGGCGAUUGCAAAGCAAAAGAGAUCGAGGUCAUGUACUGA